This is a messenger RNA of Aspergillus novofumigatus IBT 16806, 2466 nucleotides long. RefSeq names its product phosphatidate phosphatase App1 family protein. The transcript is spliced from 2 exons. Gene Ontology annotation, molecular function: phosphatidate phosphatase activity. Gene Ontology annotation, cellular component: actin cortical patch. The record is from RefSeq and is a predicted model, not a curated record. The coding region runs from base 1 to 2466 and encodes 821 amino acids. NCBI's taxonomy places the organism in Eukaryota, Fungi, Ascomycota, Eurotiomycetes, Eurotiales, Aspergillaceae.
AUGUCCCAGUACGAGUCAUCCGCGUCUACAUCGUGGGGCGCCGGGGGUGGCGGGCGACGCAAGAAGGUCUACGAAUAUCUGAAGGCGGCUAAUGAGCUACGGCAGACGUAUACGGCGCAAUGGGCGGCGCAGAGGAAUAACCCGCGUGAUUACCAUGAGGAUUACUACAAUACCCCGGGUGCGUUUUCCGAUGUGGAAAUCACGCGGUCUGGAAAUGAGGAGAUGGUUCUGUUCCCAAGCUAUGCGAGGAGACUUGUGAAGGGAAAACAGCCGGAGGUUCAGGCCCGCCAGCGGCGCGAUUCGACUUCGACGAUUGAUGAGUACCGCGGUGUGUCGGACGAUCCAGAGCCCGCGUCCGAGUGGACACAAUACGAGGACGAGCAUGCAGUUGUGGCUGUCGAUGUGCGAGGCUGGGUCUACGCACCUCACCGCGGGCCGAUGACCCGGAAACAUCGCUUGCUGAUUGCGCUGGCCAGGAAGCUGAGCGGCAUACCUGCUCCUAACACUACAUCGGCUGAUGAUGGCAACGCGACUGCAGCUGUUGGCACUCCUACGAAAACGAACGGGGCUAGCGAGGAGGAAAUGGUGGAUCAAGAGAUGCAGUCUAUUAUCAGUAACGCGGAGAAGAGCGCAGAUCCUGUGUGGAAGGGCAGUGCUUCCGAUGAUCGCAGUUCAAGUGCUUCUCCUGAGAAGACCACGCAACCCUCGCAGUUGAGCAAAGAUGAGCUGACAGUUGCGAAUGCGCAUCUCAUGGAGAGACUGCGCCCCUUUCUUACAAAUCCCAGGGCGGCAAUGCCUGUGACUGUCUUCUUCUACAACGACGAGCAAAGCCAAUCGAGAAACGUCAUGACAGACGAAUCGGGCCACUUCAACCUCCGUGCAACGCUGCCGUUUGUACCAACUCACAUCCGCGUGUUGGCCUCAGAGGAACUGUCCGCUACAAAAGCGAUUCAAAUCAUCGAGCCAACAGGUGUCAGCUUGAUUAGUGACAUUGACGACACUGUGAAGCAUUCUGCCAUCACAAAUGGCGCGAAGGAGAUAUUUCGGAACACGUUUGUCCGCGAACUGGCCGACCUCACUGUCGAUGGUGUCACUGAUUGGUACAACGAGUUAGCCAAGAUGGGUGUAGAGAUUCACUACGUCUCUAACGCACCAUGGCAACUCUACCCGUUGUUGGAACGUUAUUUCAAACUGGUUGGACUUCCUCCCGGGUCCUUCCACCUGAAGCAGUACAGCGGCAUGCUGCAGGGAAUUUUUGAGCCUACCGCAGAAAGAAAGAGAGGCUCUCUGGAACAAAUCCUGCGGGACUUUCCUGAACGCAAGUUCAUCCUGGUCGGCGAUAGUGGUGAGGCAGAUCUUGAGGUCUAUACUGAUAUUGUCCUGGCGAAUCCUGGCAGAAUCCUGGGCAUCUUCAUUCGUGAUGUCACCACGUCAGACCGUAAGGACUUCUUUGAUAAGUCUGUCGAUCAUCUAGAAGGCGUCCCUGCUCGUAGUCACAGUACCCCUCAACUUGUCGAUGAUUCGGAUGCGAUAGCAAAGCGGCCCGCGUUGCCGCCUCGUCGGCCGCGUGAAUCCCCAACGCCAUCUACAGGUGCCGUUAGUAUUGAUAACGGCGACCUGAUCGAUCUACGGGGCGAACAGGAAGAGAAAAACGUAUCGGCAGAUGCGCCCAAGCCCGCAAGCUUCCGUACGCCGCCCAUGAAACCGAGCAAACCCUCCUCUCUUCGAGCUGUGACAAAGAAUUCGGAGUCGACAGAAAAUCCGGGUUCUUCUCAAAUUCAGGAUCUCAUCCGGCGCAAGCCUGUUCCUCCAGAAUCUUCGAGCUCCCCUAAAGCAUCGGCACAGAGUACAAGUUACGCUGGCGGCGUCCUGAAUGCAGUCCAGUCGGUCACUAACUCCCUCCCAGCGGCGACAAAGCAGUUACCGUUCCGUCCCAAGACUUCUGAUGGCAUUGGCGCGGUUGAUCAACCAUCUGACGCGACAAAGUCGGCGCGUCCCAAGCAAGCCCCUCCGCCUCCACCACCGCGGCGUACAAAUACAGGGGCUUCGACUGCUACUUCGGAUAGCCCCGGUAACCGGCCAGCAUCGCAAAAAAUACAGUCAUACCCAGCUUCGGCCGCUGCUGCCGCGUAUCAAUUCGCGUCUGAACGUCUGAAUUGGUCUGCGUCGCCAGCUGCUUCUCUGCGGUCGAGAGCUUCGAUCCCAUCGCUGAGUCGCUCCAGCACCAAUCCUGUGAACAAUCAAUCAGACUCGUCAUCUGUUCCACCUCCUCCACUACCUAAUAAGAGAGAGGAGCUGUGGCGACGGCGUUGGGAACGGGCUAAUGAGCUCCUAGCGGAGCAGGGGGUUGUGUUGGGCAGUUGGCGUGUGGGAAAAGAUAUGAAGGAUGUCAGUGUGUGGCUGGUACAACAGGCCACGAAAGACAUGCAGAAUGAUUCCAAAACGCAUUCUGACCCGAAGACAUGA